AUUCUUGGAUCUCUCAACCUUUGUGUUAUCACUGACCUCCAUGCAUUACAUGUAAAAAUAUUCAUCAUAGUCGGUAUUUAUUAGCUAUAUCAGUUCAAAUUAUUGGAAGGUAUGGAAGACCAUUUAAUAUUUCUUCUCAUGCAAACUAAAAGGGCAACCCGGUGCACUAAGCUUCCGCUAUGUGUGGGGUCCGGGGAGGGGCCGGACACGAGGAUCUGUUGUAUACAGCCUUACCUUGUAUUUCUGCAAGAGGAUGUUUUUACAGCUCGAACCCGUGACCUCCUGAUCACAUGGCAGCAACUUCACCAGUUACGCCAAGGAUCCCUUUCUUCUCAUGCCAUCUAGAAGUGUUGAAAUAUCCAUACAAAUACAAACGAAAGAAGCAAAAUACUGCUGGAAGAAAAGUCACAAGUGGCAUGGGCCUUGCCACUACUCUUACAAAUGUAGCCACCACUGCAAGCACUGGUUUGGAGCUGAAUAUGGUAUCUGCAAGAAGUACAAAUGGGGUGAUCACAAACAUCACUGGGCUAAAUAUGCUUGCUACUGCUACUCUCCUUGCCACUAAUCAUGAGGAAAUCAGAGCCCCAAUUCUUGAUAUGGACUAAAUAUAUAAGAACCUACCUAUUUGUCCAUGUGAAUUAAAUAAUAAAGGACAGACAAGAAGUUGGGGUUGUUUUGUGUGUGUAACAAUGUAAUAAAGCUGAGUUAAGGCUGUAGCCUGACCCGCUAUUGUGUUGCUUCAAUGCUUUUCUAUAGUGUUAGUUAUUGUGAACUAUGGUAUUGUGCUGAAUAAACAUUUGUUGUAUGGUUU
This is a messenger RNA of Nicotiana tabacum (common tobacco), 811 nucleotides long. Lineage: Eukaryota; Viridiplantae; Streptophyta; Magnoliopsida; Solanales; Solanaceae. The record is from RefSeq and is a predicted model, not a curated record.